CGUCACGCGGAAGGAAAGGAGGGAGGAGGAAAGGGGGCGGAGCGGCGCGCGAGGCCCGGCGGUAGCCAUGGCGGCAGCGGCGGCCUCGGGCUCGGUGUGGUGCUGCCUGCGCUGGGCCUGCUGCGGGGAAGGCGGCGGGGGCCACAUCCCGCUCAAGGAGAUGCUGGCCGUGCAGCUGGACACGCAGCGAAUGGGAACGGACGUCGUCAUCGUCAAGAACGGGCGGAGAGUUUGCGGUACGGGAGGCUGCCUAGCCAAUGCCCCUCUGCAUCAAAACAAGAGCUAUUUUGAGUUUAAAAUCCAGUCUACAGGGAUCUGGGGUGUCGGGGUCGCUACUCAGAAAGUCAACCUGAAUCAGAUCCCUAUGGGGCGCGACACGAAUAGCUUAGUCCUGAGGAAUGACGGCGCUCUUUACUACAACAACGAAGAAAAGAACAGGUUGCCUGCAAACAGCCUCCCACAGGAGGGUGACGUGGUGGGUAUUUCGUAUGACCAUGUAGAAUUAAAUGUUUACCUAAAUGGGAAAAAUAUGCACUGUCCGGCGUCAGGAAUCAGAGGGACGGUCUUCCCUGUGGUAUAUGUGGAUGACAGCGCCAUUUUGGAUUGUCAGUUCAGUGACUUUUAUCAUACGCCUCCGACAGGGUUUGAAAAGAUCCUCUUCGAACAACAGAUUUUCUGAAGGUUCCCAUUCACUUCCCGGCCGUUGUUAUAAGACCUGCUCUCUGUUCCUGGAGCACACACACCUGCAUUGAGUCAAAGUACUUCUGAUUUGUCUAAAAGAAAAAAACAACCUGUGUUGCAAAUGCUAUACCUGAUAUCGUUUUGUGAUGUGGACAAUAUUUGUUUUUCACGUAAAGGGAUACAGCUGACAGUAUUCGCCGACUUGGAAGUUCUAAUGUCGCUGUACGUUAAAUAGUUCUUAUACAUAUCAGUAUGUUUCCAGGAAACUGUAGGGACUGAAGUUUGUCCCAGCACAUUUCUAGUAUCUUUCUAUUUUUUGCAGGGGUGGAAUUCUAGCAGGAGCUCCUUUGCAUAUUAGGCCACACACCCCUGAUUUAGCCAAUCCCCCAAGAGCUUACAAAAAAAGAGCCUUGUAAGCUCUUGGAGGAUUGGCUUACAUCAAGGGUUGUGACCUAACAUGCAAAGAUGCUCCUGCUAGAAUUCCAUCCGAUUCUUUGUUCAUACGUAGUCCGAGAAACUACUUGGAGGCUUUAUCAAUUUCUGGUGUCUUGUACAGAAGCUGCUCCUAGUUGCAAGGUGGGCAGCUAUGAUUUUUAGUUAUUUUUUUUUAACUGCUGAGAUUCCUGCUUAAUUUAAUCCCGAGAGUUCUUUUCGUUAAAAUCAAGGCCAGGUCCUGAAUGUAAAAAAAGCCAACCCAAAUCGAAGGUCGUCUUGCUGUGUUCUGCUGGUAAAAAUAAAAUUUAAAAAAAAGACAAGUAAGCUGCUAGUGGUUAUAAUAAAGCUUUAUUUCUGAACCGAA
Molecule: messenger RNA, 1480 nt
Organism: Heteronotia binoei (common prickly gecko)
Lineage: Eukaryota; Metazoa; Chordata; Lepidosauria; Squamata; Gekkonidae
Gene: SPRYD7
Product: SPRY domain containing 7
Exons: 5
Coding region: 68-679 (203 amino acids)
Molecular function (GO): protein binding
Source: RefSeq, a predicted model, not a curated record